AUGUCGUUUCUCUUAAAUGAACUCGAUGGUUGUCACUUGUGCAGCUUUUCAUCAGUAGCUGAUAUAUUCCUAGGUAGGCAUUUGGUUCCUUGUACUGAUGGCCAACAACUAAAACAAAUGAUGUCAGAUUUUAUUUCUCAUUUUUUCAUGGCACCACCACUACCACUUCCUGAACCUCAAAUGGCUUUAUACCCACUGUUUCGAUCACCAAGCAAUUCAGUUACACCAACAACUUCUUCACCUCCAUCCCCAUCUCGCCCAGGAUUCUCCCUUCAAAAUCCUAAUUCUGCAAACACAAAAAAAUCCAAACCCAAUAAAUUACUUCGUCGGUUUCGUUCAGUCUUUCGUUCACUGCCCAUUAUAGCACCCGUACCUUGCAAAAUGCCGACUAUGAGUGUCGGAAGCAGUACCGAUAACAACCACAUGCACGGAGGAAUCCGAAUGACGGGUACGUUGUUUGGUUUCCGGCGGUCUCGUAUUAGCCUUGCUAUUCAACAAAAUCCUAAAUGUCUUCCGAUGCUUGUUCUUGAAUUAGCAAUACCAACAGCUAAGUUAUUACAAGAGAUGGGUUCAGGGUUAGUAAGAAUAGCAUUGGAAUGUGAUAAAAAGCAUCCAAGUGAGAAAGUUAAGCUGCUCGAUGAACCACUUUGGACAAUGUUUUGUAACGGGAAGAAAUUGGGGUAUGGUGUGAAGAGAGACCCAAGUCAAGAUGAUUUGAAUGUCAUGCAAUUACUCCAUGCUGUUUCAAUGGGUGCUGGUGUUCUUCCUACCGAAAGAUCAGAAAAUGAAAAUAUGACUGAGGGUGAAAUGACUUAUAUGAGAGCGCAUUUUGAACGUGUUACUGGAUCCAAAGAUUCAGAGACUUUUUAUAUGAUGAACCCUGAUGGUAAUAGUGGACCUGAAUUAAGCAUAUUUCUUGUCAGAAUUUAA
Messenger RNA from Papaver somniferum (opium poppy), 930 nucleotides. Its product is annotated as protein MIZU-KUSSEI 1-like. The transcript is spliced from 2 exons. NCBI's taxonomy places the organism in Eukaryota, Viridiplantae, Streptophyta, Magnoliopsida, Ranunculales, Papaveraceae. The coding region runs from base 1 to 930 and encodes 309 amino acids. The record is from RefSeq and is a predicted model, not a curated record. Gene Ontology annotation, biological process: hydrotropism.